This is a messenger RNA of Camellia sinensis, 1668 nucleotides long. The record is from RefSeq and is a predicted model, not a curated record. Lineage: Eukaryota; Viridiplantae; Streptophyta; Magnoliopsida; Ericales; Theaceae.
CCCUCCAUCCCCACAUUUCUCGUUCAAAUAAAUCCGUUCCACCCCUACCAUUCUCUCUCUCUCUUCUCUAAAUUACAUUACAUAUAUCUUCUCUACCAUGGUGCUGUUUUUCAGUCCAUUUGUUGUUGGAGACCCAAUCCAAAUAUCCAACUCACUACUCAUACUAUGCAUUCUUGGGCAUUCCUCAGAACAUCCUCAUUCUCAUCCUCACCCUUCAUCCUUUGAUUCCUUUCAGCUCAACGCAACGCUAGUUGUCCGAUGUUCACCCAAUCAAAUGGCUCAUCCUCAUCCUCGUCCUCAUCCUCUUGUGGAUCCAGCAAUAGCAAUGGUGGUGGUGGAGGGAACAAGAAGAGGGGUCGCUCGAAUUCAGAUUUAGAGUCGAUUCUGAGAUCGAUCUCUUCGGGGAUCUUCGUAGUGGUAGGGUCGAGCCUAGGGCUUUCUUAUUGGUCUUCGCUUUCUGAUUCUAAUUCUUUUUUGUCUUUCGUGGAUUUGCGAGGCCAGAAUGCGAAUGUGAAUGCGAAUGCGAAUGCAAAUGCAGAGCCUGAGCACAAAUCCAACUUCUUAUUUGGAGAUGCAUAUAGGAGAAAGGUUUUCUUUAAGUAUGAAAAACGCAUAAGAACGCGAAGUCCUCCUGAAAAGGUUUUUGAGUACUUUGCCUCAAUCCGAACCCCAAGUGGGGAGGUACUUAUGACACCGACAGACUUGAGGCGUGCAGUUGUCCCUGUAUUUCCUCCCUCUGAAUCAAAUCGUAUUAGAGAGGGAUAUCUCAAAGGGGAAUGGAUUCCUAGCGAGUUACAUUGUGCUCCUUCAAUAUUUUUUAUGCUUUUUGAUACCGGCAACGAUGGACUUAUAUCAUUUGCAGAGUAUAUUUUUCUUGUUACACUACUCAGCAUCCCAGAAUCAAGCUUUUCUGUGGCAUUUAAAAUGUUUGACCUCGACAAUAACGGAGAGAUAGACAAGGAUGAAUUUAAGAAGGUGAUGACCUUGAUGCGAACACAUAACAGACAAGGGGCUCGCCACAGAGAUGGGCUUCGUAUUGGACUAAAAGUUUCAGGUUCUGUAGAAGAUGGGGGUCUUUUGGAGUACUUCUUUGGAAAAGAUGGCAAACAAUGCCUAGAACAUGGGAAAUUUGUCCAGUUUUUGAGAGACUUGCAUGAUGAAAUAUUGCGAUUGGAGUUUGCCCAUUAUGACUACAAGUCACAAGGAACCAUAUCUGCUAAAGAUUUUGCGUUGUCAAUGGUUGCAUCUGCUGACAUGCGGCAUGUAAACAAGUUUCUUGACCAUGUUGAAGAAUUAAACGAUGAACCAAAUCUCAAAGACAUACGCAUUACAUUCGAAGAAUUCAAGAAUUUGGCAGAGCUUCGUAAAAGGUUAUGCUCCUUGUCACUCGCAAUCUUCAGUCAUGGGAAAGUGAAUGGGCUCUUGACAAAGCCUGAUUUCCAAAGAGCUGCAUAUCAUGUUUGUGGUAUCUCUCUCAUGGAGAAUGUGGUGGAUAUGAUAUUUUAUGUGUUCGACACUAAUCAUGAUGGGAGUUUGAGCUCGGAUGAGUUUUUAAGAGUAUUACAAAGACGGGAAAUGGACGUCACACUACCGAGGGAGGCAGGAUUCAUGGGAUUGUUUUCUUGCUGGUUGUAGUGUACAAAUAAUUGCUCUUAUUCAAAGAUUCUA